Jaculus jaculus (lesser Egyptian jerboa) is the source of this 1509-nucleotide messenger RNA. It is a transcript of the gene Hmbs, whose product is annotated as hydroxymethylbilane synthase. Gene Ontology annotation, cellular component: cytoplasm. Bases 132 to 1217 code for a protein of 361 amino acids. NCBI's taxonomy places the organism in Eukaryota, Metazoa, Chordata, Mammalia, Rodentia, Dipodidae. Gene Ontology annotation, molecular function: hydroxymethylbilane synthase activity. The transcript has 14 exons. The record is from RefSeq and is a predicted model, not a curated record. Gene Ontology annotation, biological process: heme biosynthetic process.
GGCCUGCAGUGCGGGUGCAGUAGGGACUCGGACCCCAUGUGCCCUCAGCCCACGCUGCCCGCAGUCGCCGGCUUCGCUGGAUCUCAGGGGGUCUCCGCAGCCCCGCCGCCCCCGCGGGCCGAGGCCGAGCCAUGUCUGGUAAUGGCGACGCGGCUGCAACCGCGGAAAAAAACGGCUCAAAGAUGAGAGUGGUCCGAGUGGGUACCCGUAAGAGCCAGCUGGCUCGUAUUCAGACGGACACUGUGGUGGCAAUGCUGAAAGCCUUGUACCCUGGCCUGCACUUUGAAAUCAUUGCUAUGUCCACCACAGGGGACAAGAUUCUUGAUACUGCACUCUCUAAGAUUGGAGAGAAGAGCCUGUUUACUAAGGAACUGGAAUAUGCCCUGGAGAAAAAUGAAGUUGACCUGGUUGUUCACUCCCUGAAGGAUGUGCCUACGAUGCUACCUCCUGGCUUCACCAUUGGAGCCAUCUGCAAACGGGAAAACCCCUGUGAUGCUGUGGUUUUUCAUCCAAAAUUUGUUGGGAAGACCCUAGAAACCUUGCCAGAGAGGAGCACAGUGGGAACCAGCUCCCUGAGGAGGGUGGCCCAGCUACAGAGAAAGUUCCCACAUCUGGAGUUUAAAAGUAUUCGGGGAAACCUCAACACCAGGCUUCGUAAGCUGGAUGAACAGCAAGAGUUCAGUGCCAUCAUCCUGGCGGUGGCUGGUCUACAGCGUAUGGGCUGGCAGAACCGGGUGGGCCAGAUCUUGCACCCGGAGGAAUGUAUGUAUGCUGUGGGACAGGGAGCCCUAGCUGUAGAAGUCCGAGCCAAGGACCAGGACAUCUUGGAACUGGUUGGUGUAUUACACGAUCCUGAGACUCUGCUUCGCUGCAUUGCUGAAAGGGCCUUCCUGAGGCACCUUGAAGGAGGCUGCAGUGUGCCAGUAGCAGUGCAUACAAUGAUGAAGGAUGGGCAAUUGUACCUGACUGGGGGAGUCUGGAGUCUAGAUGGCUCAAAUAGCAUGCAAGAGACAAUGCAGACUACGAUCCAUGUCCCUGCCCAGCAUGCAGAUGGCCCAGAGGAUGAUCCACAGUUGGUAGGUAUCACUGCCCGGAACAUUCCACGAGCAGCCCAGCUAGCUGCAGAGAACUUGGGUAUCAACCUAGCCAGUUUGUUGCUGAACAAAGGAGCCAAGAACAUCCUAGAUGUUGCUCGGCAGCUUAAUGAUGCACAUUGACUGGUCUGUGGUACACAGGGCCUGGGAAGCCACUUUCCAGUGCUCAUGUCAGCCCCCAGUGCCCUGUGGUAACUGCGGAGAGAUUGUUCCCAGAGACUGAACUGAGACUUCAAGACUGCAUCACCUUGGGGCCUUGAUGACUGCCUUGCCUCCUCAGUAGCUUUUUCUCUUUAGAGAGAAAGUCCAUACCAGUCUUUGAAUGUAACCAAGUCUAAUAAGCCAACUCUGAAUGUGGUUGUUUGGAAGGGGUUGGGGAGAAGAUAAUAAACCCAAAACUCCUUUUAAUUCUUAA